Molecule: messenger RNA, 4355 nt
Organism: Lingula anatina
Lineage: Eukaryota; Metazoa; Brachiopoda; Lingulata; Lingulida; Lingulidae
Product: malignant fibrous histiocytoma-amplified sequence 1 homolog
Biological process (GO): regulation of apoptotic process
Cellular component (GO): cytoplasm
Molecular function (GO): protein binding
Source: RefSeq, a predicted model, not a curated record
UGUGUUACUGGGAAUCCACGCUCCACCGAUGCUCGGUUCGUAUGUACCUUUAAGAUAAUUUGGACUUUGAAAAGAAAUCUAAACAAUAUUUCCUAGUAACAUAAAAAGUUAGUCUAACAACGUGACUAGUACUGUCACGUCUACCUGAAAUAUGCAAUACUCUGAAAUUAACUUGUUCAAUCAUUGAUAAAAACAUUCUGUUACUAUGACUAAGUUGCAAAAGAGCUGACAAAAUCCUCGAAAAAUUGAAAAUUGAUAAAUUUUUUACUGGCCGAAUGCUUUGAAUAAACAUGAUAUUGAUUAACUGUUUACAAUAUAUUUACAAAGCAUCAGUUAACUUCAGUAUUUCAUUUUUCAAGGUAAUCAUCCACCCAGAACAGGGUUUCAUGGACGUGGUGCAUGCGUGUCGUCUUGAAAAGUUCACACCGAGUGUUACCACAAAAAUCACACUCCCCAAAAUGAGCCACAAGCGUUCUGACAAGAGAUGAUGAUUAUGCCCAAAUUAAACGCGUUCGUCGCGUUUUAUCAAAGAUGUUGCCACAUGAGAUCCUGACAUUUCUACUGGUCAUUUUUACUGGGGUUGAUUAAAAAUAUCAAAAACAGCGAGCAUAAAUAAGGCAUCAUUUCGACUGUUGUCAUGACGAGUCGGCGAUCUGCAUAAAAUCUGGAUAUCUAAAAAGACGAGAAAUAUAUGGACGACGACGACAUAUAUUGCAAAAAUGGAGGAGCCAAAAGAUCGUAACAACUCAAAAGAUAUUUCCAGGCCCAUAGAGCUGGAUUUGGAUUUUUUAAUGCCAUCCAACAUCAGUGAAUCUAGUAAUCUUCAAUGCCUUAAGCUGUCUAAGACAAACUUAGAAGUCUUGAAAAUACCCCUGUCUACAUUUUGGAAUCUCAAAGUAUUGGACAUAUCCAGCAACAAAUUUACAGAAUUCCCUCUCCAGGUGUUUAAUGUGCCUAGUUUACAAGAGCUUAACAUCGGUCACAACUUGCUUAGUACUAUUCCUAUUGACAUCAACACGCUGACAAACUUGACGAUUCUUAAGGUCAAUGAUAACCGUUUCGAGGAAUUUCCAACUCACGUUUGUGACAUUCCCGCCUUGCAAAUAUUCGAUAUCAGCGGUAACAAGAUCCGCAUCAUCCCUUCAUCUGUUAGCAAAAUGGACAGUCUUAAAACGCUGCAUAUACAGAAAAACAUGAUUGAUGUACUUCCAGGUGCAUUGUGUGAUCUUUAUGAGUUAGAAUAUCUUGACAUGAGGGCAAAUCAUUUGUGCACCAUUCCCAAAAGUAUAAGACGUUUGACCAGACUGCAAACCCUUAAUAUCUCUCAUAACCAGAUUUCAGCUUUUCCAACCAGUUUAUGCAGCCUGUUUAGUUUGGAGAAUCUGGAUAUUGGUCAGAAUAAAAUAGACCGUAUACCAUUUGAGAUAAAGGAAAUAGAUGAACUGAAAACUCUUAAAAUCUCCAGCAACAAACUAAUUGAAUUUCCAGUCGAAUUAUGCCAUUGUGAAAAACUGGAGACACUGCACAUAGCAGGCAACAACAUUUCGUCAAUUCCCCCUGAUAUUGCAAACCUGCAGACACUGAAAAUAUUCGAUAUACGACAUAACAGGGUGAGCUGCCUACCGUAUCAGCUCCUGCAUCUGAAAGCCCUAACAGAACUCUACGUCAUACCAAAUCCAUUAACACAGCCACCAGAGGCGGUAUGUCAGAAUGGGAAAGGCGCCAUUUUUCGCUAUCUGAGAGAGGUGAGGGAACGCAAGGCCAUUGUGGUGAACAGGCUGCAAUUGAACUUACUUGGGGUGACAGGGAGUGGCAAAAGUAGCUUAUCCAGGUCUCUACAAAGGGGAGAAUCGUCGCUGACAGCCGAAGCAGACAGGACCCAGGUGAUUGAGCGAGGGUCAUGGGAACCGGACAGUAAGGUUGCUUUCAAUAUCAACGACUUUGGGGGUCACGAUGUAUACAGAGUGGGCUAUCCUAUAUUUCUUCAUAAAAAUGGAGUUGCCAUCAUCACUUUCAACCUGUCUCAGUAUCAGUGCGAGGACAACUACUAUAUGAAACAUAUUGGAGAAUGGAUACAAACAGUCCAGUGCAGAGCACCUGGUAUCUACAUCAUAAUUGUAGGAACUCACCACGACCUGGUUGGUGAUAGAGAUCCUGACAUGCUGUGUCAAGAUGUCCGCCAUCGUUUCAAACAACAAGCAGAUUGGAACAUGGAAUGGUUACGAAACAGAGUUGACGCACACGCAUUUCAAGGGAGAAGGGUUUCAUAUUUUUCCAAUUCCCAUGUGAACAUCUUCACGAUCAGCUCAGCCGAUAUGUUUGGAAUGGAGAACCUCUCGGCGUACCUGGUUCAGUUAGCCAAGCUGAGAGGAGUCUUCCUCCCUGAGGCCUGGGUGGAUGUGAUGAAUGAAAUAGAGAGGAUGAAGUUUGAACCUACAACCAACACUCUGACAGAGGGGGUUGUCAGAGAAAUUGUAAAAGUUGAGGUUGCACGUAGAAAAAAGAAAAGUGCACGCCAGGCAGACGUUUCCAUAGAGGAAGAAAACAGAAACCAGAUUUCGCGAAUCGUAAGAAGAAUGAUGUGCUGCACAAGUCUCUUCCAUGAAGAAGCCGAGGAAAUAAAUCAAGUGGCAAGUGGUCCCCAAACCCCUCACGAAGACGACGAAGAUAUUUCUCCAGCACAAGUGACAUAUGUGGUGCAAGAUGUCCUUAAUUAUAUGUCAAAUACUGGUGAAGUAGUGUGGUUUGAUUCCAAUACAGCUCUCGGAAAAGUCAUAUUCCACAAGCCGGAAGUCUUAAUCAAUCUCCUCAAAUCCGUCCUACACCAUGAUUUUGAGGUUAAAAAGAAGGCUCUGAAGGAAAAUUACACCAAACAGAAAUUUGAAGAGAUAGUAGACAACCUUGAGAUGAGGGGUAUUAUUGACGAGGAUGUCAUGGAGUUUCUCUGGCAGUCCUUUGGGGUUCCUGGCAUUGAAAGGGAUGCCAUGAUUGAGCUUAUGACAAAGCUUGACCUGAGCUAUUUUGUGGAUGAUGCAUCUGUAGCAAAAAGAACCGGCGCAUUCCAUUUCCCAUGUUUACUACAACAGAAUGAACCAUGUGACUUAGAGAGUUCGGGCAAGUGGCCGGCCAGAUUGCCAAGGGGGGUACUACUACAGUUGACCCUCCAGAUUCACACACCCCACCGAUGUCCAAGCGACGUGUUCGAAAAGCUCUCAGUCAGAAUCCACAAGUAUCUUCAUAUGUUCGACAGAAGACGCAUCGACUGGAAUAAUGGUGUCUAUGCAGUCACCAGCCGUUGUAAAAUUCUCCUUACGCGUCACAGCGAAGAGCGAGACUGGGUAAUCACGACAAAUGUCAGAGGGAAAGAUCGACUCGCCAUGUGGGACAUCCUGCUCAAGCUCCAUCAAGACCUCGUCGACAUUUUGAAAAAUGACUGGCCGGGUGUUUUCUACAGCAAGCACCUGCUGUGUCCACACUGCAUUGAAGAAGGCAUCCCCUCCCCCACCCUUUUUCCUGGAGACAUCUUGGACCAACCAGACUACGUUCCACGCGUGAAGGUCUUACCAUGCAGAAAUGCGCCCCCUCAAACUAUCAGCGCAACGCACGUGUACCCAGCUCUGGCAGGGAGAGACGGUGUGCUGAAAGAAAACAAAGACCGACUGCGGCGAAACAGGGUGACGUUGGUUCAGUCGGUUACUGAACAGUGCCUUCUGGAGGUACUGAAUAGUCUUACAGCACAAGCCAGAGAAAAGGAGAAUAUAAUGAAAAUUGCCACACAGCAAGAGCGGGUUGAGGAGUUUUUGGACAUUUUGAAAAACAAAGAAGACAGAGCUUUUUACAUAUUCCACAAACAUCUAGAGAGCAGUGGACAAACGCAUUUGGCUGACCUAUUGCGUCCAAGAGAGGAAAUCAUGGAUGAGCUACCGAGUGAAUCCGAAGACAACGAAGGUAGAUUGAGUCGCGCCCGUAAACGUGUUCGAAAUGUUGCGUCUCGAGCUGCAAGCGCAUUUCGCAUACGCCGUCGGAGCAGAAGGAUUGCUCCUUCCGCUCGAGCUGAAGAGCUGGAAUCUGAGGUACCAAAGGGUCCGAAUCAGACAAAUAACUCGAAUAAGAGCAGUGCAGGGAGUCCUGCCAGUGAGCGGACCCCCACACCAGAGCGGGCCGAAUCGACUUCCUCUGUGGAAGAGGAGAAUAGUCUGGAGAAGACUAAAGCAAGACUGAGAGAGGCACAAGAAAGAUAUGAGACAAAGCAGGAUGAAGAAAGGGUGGAAGAGAUACCCAAGGAGGUCUCAAGAUGCCAGACCCUGGCGUCUAUCCCACCCCAGCCAAUCCUGGGCCGGAACCAAGACCUGUAA